AUGCAAUCAUUACGUCAUCAGCCAUGGUUUUCACAUCAUCGAAACAAGAUUCUUGUAUUGAUACUUGUGGCCAUUAUGGUCAUUUACAUUCUCAUGUUCAAUGCCAUCCGACAUCGAAUUUACGAUACUAAUGACAAUACUAAUGAAUCAAAGAAACAUGACACAACAGCAGAACAACAAUCCAAAGAUUUACUCGAACAUUUAUUAUCUCAACUCAAAUCACAAAAUGAACAAUUACGACAUCAAGUUGUAACUUUACAACAAGAAUUAAAAGUUGCAAAAGUAUUCAAUCCGAACAGAAAUGAUGACAGUGAUGACAGUACUCGUAGUAGUACACUUUCAACAACAACAACUCAUUCUUCUACAACACUUUCAACUCCUUCUUCUUCAACACUUUCUACAACACUUUCAACUCCUCCUCAGUCUCCUUAUAAUGAAUUUGAAUAUUGGAAUCGAAAUUAUUACAUUCGAUCCGAUCCUCAUCGAAAUGCUUGUUCCAAUGAUAUUGGAUUUGGACUUGUGGAGAGAUGGAGAAAUGCAGAGAAAUUAAUUUGUGGGAUUGAUUCAUCUAUUACUACCACAACUACUACUGAAACUACUACUACAACUACUUUAAAAAACCUUCUACAACUUUUACUACAACUUCAUCAUCAAUUGCUCCAUCCAAAGUCUUGA
Naegleria fowleri is the source of this 675-nucleotide messenger RNA. RefSeq lists its product as uncharacterized. The coding region runs from base 1 to 675 and encodes 224 amino acids. The record is from RefSeq and is a predicted model, not a curated record. The transcript has a single exon. Lineage: Eukaryota; Heterolobosea; Eutetramitea; Acrasida; Naegleriidae.